This is a messenger RNA of Brassica oleracea var. oleracea, 830 nucleotides long. RefSeq lists its product as uncharacterized. Bases 16 to 561 code for a protein of 181 amino acids. Gene Ontology annotation, biological process: RNA processing. Gene Ontology annotation, molecular function: RNA binding; RNA methyltransferase activity. The record is from RefSeq and is a predicted model, not a curated record. Lineage: Eukaryota; Viridiplantae; Streptophyta; Magnoliopsida; Brassicales; Brassicaceae. The transcript is spliced from 3 exons.
GGUCAUGCUUGGGCCAUGAAUUCUCUCUUGUUAAAAAAAUAUGAAACUUUUUGUGUAUAUUUUGUUGCUGUGUGUUUGGUUUACUUAAAAAAAAAGGAUGAGAAAGAUUGCGAUAUAUGUGGAGUCGAGAUUGCAGAUGGAGCUUCUGCGGUCAAUGAACAUCCUUUCAAAAGAAGCACUGCUUUUCUUCUUGGUAAUGAGCGAUCAGGUUUAUCAGCCAAAGAGUAUGAGAUAUGUGACUUCUUUGUGUACAUUCCUCAGUAUGGCUGUGGCACUGCCUCCUUGAAUGUCACCGUUGCUGCUUCUAUCGUCUUGCAUCAUUUUGGGGUUUGGGCUGGAUUUUCUGAACGUGUCCGAGAUGGAAGCAAGUUUAUAGUUGCGGAUAGACCCUUAAGGCAAGGGAAACGGAAUAUCUGUGCUGGUACUGAAGAAUCCAUCGUUGAAGAGCGCAAGUUGAGGAAAGAAAAUGCGGAAAAUGGGUUCUUUGAUGAAGAUGGAAACGGGAAUUCAUCAGAGUCAUCAUCAUCUGAGCUUUUAAACGGUUUGUUCCUAAACGAAUAAUCGUCUUUGUAAGAAGAACAAAGUCUUUGAUUUGGGUUCAUAAAAGAUCAAAAGCUCCUCACACUUGUUAGUUCCUUAGUUACCAAAGCCUCUAUGAUCAUUGUUUUGCAAGUAGAGAAAGCUGAUUACAAGAAGUUAGUCGCUUGAUCUUGAUUUGUUGUUUUACCUUUUUGUAUGAGUAGAUGGUUUCAGGUGAAAGAAUCUCUUUGCUCACCUCUUUACAUUAAUCUUCUUCUUAACAAUUCCCACUAGAUAUGUGAUCAAUUUAU